AGAACGUACCGACGUACAGAGAAGGCGCCAUGCGACACUCGCGGAUCUAAGCAUAGCCCAACAAUGUCCUGACGGACUACGACCUCGCCGAGAUGCAGGUUCUCGAAACCAUGUAUUCGUGUCUACCGCAGCAUAUGAGGUAAUAACGGAACACGUGUGAUGAAAUUGUUAGGUUUUAAAUCGUGGAGAGCUGAUUUUCCGUUUCAUUCGGUGUGGCGUGGCAGGCAGUGGAUCACUUCCAAACUUAUCAGUAGCGGGGCGCGUGUAAAGGAUUGGAUUUAAAGAGGCCGUACUCAUAUUUGACCGCAAACAUGGAGAAGGAAAGUACAGAAGAUUUGGACCGAGACCGACAGUAUUGUGAACUUUGUGGGAAAAUGGAGAAUCUUCUCAAGUGCGGCCGGUGCCGGAAUUCCUUCUAUUGCAGUAAGGAGCAUCAGAAACAGCACUGGAAAAAGCAUAAGCUCAUUUGCAAAGAGCCAGACAAACCCCAGGUCUCAAAACAGAAUCCCGAACCUGAACAAUCGCCAGUGGGGGACGGUAAAGAGAGACACGGGAAACCCAAGCUAAAGAACCGCACAGAACCUGAGGACAUCGCACCUCCGGUUGGAGAACGAAUGAAAGGGUUUAUCACGAACGCAGAGGGCCAAGACAGUUCUGACAACAAACAAGAUGGUUCUAAAUCAAAUGGACAAACUCGGUCUUCGCCUCAAAAGCUUGCCAUGGAAUAUAUUGUCCCCUGUAUGACCAAGCAUGGCAUUUGUGUAGUUGACAACUUCCUUGGAGGGGACAUUGGGCUGGGCAUUUUAGAGGACGUGAAAGCUUUGCAUAAAACUGGCAAAUUCACUGACGGACAGUUGGUCAGUCAAAAGAGCGACUCCACUAAAGACAUCCGAGGAGACAAAAUAGCUUGGAUAGAGGGAAGGGAGCCGGGAUGCGAGAAGAUACGUUUUCUAAUGAGUCGCAUGGACGACCUUGUCAGACACUGUAAUGGCAAACUGGGAAACUACACAAUAAAUGGAAGGACAAAAGCGAUGGUGGCAUGUUACCCAGGCAGAGGCACAGGAUACGUGAGGCAUGUGGACAACCCUAACGGCGACGGGCGAUGCGUCACCUGCAUAUACUACCUUAACAAAGAUUGGGAUGCCAAGGAACACGGAGGCCUUCUCAGGAUAUUUCCGGAAGGCAAAGCCCAGUUCGCCGACAUCGAGCCCAAAUUUGACAGGUUGCUGUUCUUCUGGUCGGACAGACGAAACCCUCACGAGGUCCAGCCUGCCCACACUACCAGGUAUGCCAUCACCGUGUGGUAUUUUGACGCUGAUGAGCGAGCCAGGGCUAAAGAGAAAUAUCUAACAGGGGCCGGAGAGAAAGCUGUGAAGGUGGAGCUCAACAAGCCGUCAGAUGCCAGCUAAUGAGAAGCCAGGGCCCCUCGCCCGCCCAUGAAGUGCUCUGCUCUGCUCUGCCCCUCCUGUGGAGAGAGAGUGAUCUGCUCUGCUCUGCCCCUCCUGUGGAGAGAGAGUGAUCUGCUCAGACUCAGAGACUGUGUGAACUUACGGAUGGUAAUACAGAAGGAAAAACACUUUUCUUUCCAUCGGACAUGGCCUGACCCAGGUGACCGUGAAUGUGAUGUCAUUGUACUUCAGGGGCUGUGUGCUCUGUUUUUGGCCUUGUUGGUGAAUAAUACUUGCUUCAAAACUGCAAUUCAGAAAUUACUUCAAAGAGGAAGUAAGCCCAGAGAAACUUCACCGGUUAACUUUUACAAAUUGAUUUUGCUGUUAAUUCCCUAAAGGUACAGUGUUCUGCAAAUGCUUGUCGUGUUAAUGCUUUACAUGGAAUGAGGUGUGGUAAAAUGUGCCUGCGUUUUGAUAACAUGAAGAAGGAUCUGAAUAAAGAAACAAUGACAGUUAUUCUGUGACAGUUUACA
Hypomesus transpacificus is the source of this 1921-nucleotide messenger RNA. RefSeq names its product egl-9 family hypoxia-inducible factor 1a (gene egln1a). The record is from RefSeq and is a predicted model, not a curated record. Lineage: Eukaryota; Metazoa; Chordata; Actinopteri; Osmeriformes; Osmeridae. The transcript has 5 exons. Gene Ontology annotation, biological process: cellular response to hypoxia; peptidyl-proline hydroxylation to 4-hydroxy-L-proline. Gene Ontology annotation, molecular function: ferrous iron binding; L-ascorbic acid binding; peptidyl-proline 4-dioxygenase activity. Gene Ontology annotation, cellular component: cytoplasm; nucleus. Bases 312 to 1409 code for a protein of 365 amino acids.